AAACGGAUAAGUUUGUCCGGUUUCUCCCUCUCUCAAACAAACCCACAGCCGGAGAUUGCCGUCCGGCCGGCGGCGUCGGCGGCAGCAGACUUCUUCAGAAAUGUUAGCUUCUUGUCCUCUUUACCAUGGCUUAUCUUCGCCACAAUUCCCAGCCUCGACUAAAUACAAGCUUCUUCUCUGCUCAUGUGCUUCUUCUUCUGCUCGUUCUCUGCAAAUUCACUCUAAAAAUCCUCAUUUUUUCCCGCUUCACUUACUAAGUUCAAGAAAAAGAAGAAAGGGAGGAAAUUCUAGUGGUAGGUUAUGGAUUGCAGCUUGUUUGGACUCCAGAGGUGGCGGCGCGGCGCCUUACUCCGUGAAAAUCCCCGUGGGCAACCGACAUAUAUUGAUUGAAACAGGUCACAUAGGAAGGCAAGCAAGUGGUGCUGUCACGCUGACAGAUGGAGAAACUAUAAUGAACUUCUGCUUGGCUUUGGUCUGGAAAAUAUGUUGGUUGCCUAUGUUGAUUUAAAGG
Coffea arabica (coffee) is the source of this 511-nucleotide messenger RNA. Lineage: Eukaryota; Viridiplantae; Streptophyta; Magnoliopsida; Gentianales; Rubiaceae. The record is from RefSeq and is a predicted model, not a curated record.